Triticum urartu is the source of this 1357-nucleotide messenger RNA. RefSeq lists its product as uncharacterized. The record is from RefSeq and is a predicted model, not a curated record. NCBI's taxonomy places the organism in Eukaryota, Viridiplantae, Streptophyta, Magnoliopsida, Poales, Poaceae.
CACCUUCGCCGUACCUCUGUUUCUGUUGACGAAAAAUCAGCGUCCACGAGAAAGGAAGCGCAAAACACAACAGAGGCAUUAAGGUCGGUCCCCAAACCCCAGCGGUCGCGAGACUCCGGCCGUCCAUGAUCACCGGAGAGCUGUCCAUGGCCGCCCUCCUACCUUGCGCCCGCGUCGCUCUGGCGCCGUCCGUCUCCGUCGCCGGCAGCAUUGGCAGCUCGUCGCUGCGCUGGACCCUGCCCGUCCCCUCGCUGCGCCGGCGCGGCAGCCCGACGCUCAAGCACGUGGUACGCGCCAGCAAGGGCGCCGCGGAUCAGCCCGACCCGCCCGCAGACCCGGAGGGGGACGGCGGCGACGAGGAGGAAAACCCCAAGAUGGUGAACGCCGAAGAGAUUUAUGCAGAACUCGAGAAGUUCAAAGAGGAGUAUGCAGCAAAGAAGGGUCUUCCUUACGAAAAAAGAGAUAUGACUGAUGAGAUGUUCUACAACGAGAAGUGGAAAAUAUAUAAGUAUAUUCGGGAGAUGAUUUCUUCCAAUCCAAGCAUUUUGCAUGUGGAAACCGCCCUGUCUCAGGAACUGUGCAUCCAGGCUGGUGACGCUCUGGAUUUGGCUAAAAAUAUCGUGUAUAGUGCAUCUUACAGGCUCAAGCGGCCAAGUGAAAUUUCCGUGAAUACAACGGAGCAGAUGGUUCGGAUCUAUGCUUCCACCUUCAUGAAAACCGCCGAGGACGUCUACCAUGGGAAGACCAACACGGCAACCCUCUGUUAUUAUCUCGACGCUCUCGGAGGUUUGGCUGCGAUCAGCCACAUCUUAUUCGUCGACACUCUAGACGCCGUGAACGAUGUACUGCUCGAAGACGGUAAACCGAAGCACAGCCCCGACGUCGACGCAGAGGCUGCUUACCGCAGGUUUGAGCAGAAACUGUCUCUUCCGGAGCGGAAGGUUUGGGCGAGGGGUUUACUGUUCAAACCAUGCGAGAUUCUGGAGCAGAUAGUCUGCCCUGCGACGAAGCACACGAGGCAGUUCAUUGCACAGAUGAUUCGGCUGCGCAAGGAUGCGCUGAACCAAGUCCCAGAUGAGCACAAAAUUCGAUCGGACCGGCUCUGACGAGAACUAUGUUAGUACUACAUGCUAAGCUUAGAUGCAUGUAUUGUUUCAGAAGGAAUGGUGUGCCAGUGAUCAGAUCAUGUGCUAAGGCCUGUGUAACCUCUAUUCAGCGCCUCCGUUAUGCCGGAUUUCUCUUGAAUUGUCGUAGUUUCAUACAGUAUAUCCUUCUGUUGGGGAAUUAUGUGUUAAGUAUACUACUUAAGAUUACUUUUCGGAUUUGUGUGAUUAAUCGAGUAUGCCCUUUUAUAUUA